CUUGCUUUUUCCUCCUUUUUCCCUCUCCAACCGUUUUAUUGACAAUUGUGUUUCUUACUACGUGUUUUUUGUUUCUUCUGAAGUUCAUUAACUUUUAUCUCGGGCGGACACAAAAAACCGGAUGAAAAGCAAAAAGACAUGAAAAAUAACAAAAAGCAGAAAACAGAAAAAAAAUUGUAGAAUAAGGCUUUAUGGUUAUGGGAAUGAGCUUUACGGUUAAAGAUAAAAGUUAACGAUCUUCGGAAAAAAUAGGAAACAUGUAGUAAGAAAGUACAAUUGUCGAUAAAACGAUCACAAAGGGGAAAAAAGCAAGAGGUGAAAAGCAAGAAACAGGAAACAAAGAGUGCAUUGUAGAAUAGGCUUUAUAGUUGCGAGAGAACAAGAGUUUCAAGAUGGAGGGGCAACGCGUAGUGCGAGUGUCGCGAGCGAUCUCUCGAUAAUCGAUAUUUGAAAUUCGAAUACAGACUGCAUAAUGGAGAACGUUUCGCACGCUCAAAUUACGUUGACAAGAUGUUCCUCUGCCGUUGCAAUCGCCACUUUUACGAAAUACACGGCUCAGCAUUACACAUCGUCGCGCUCUGAAACACGAGGUUAAUACGAUGGAAUCCGCGGCGGUCUCGGUCUUGAAGCGAGCAGUGGAGAUGGACAAGAAAGAACAAUAUACGAUGGCAUUGGUGUUGUACCAGGAAGGCGUGCAGAUACUUCUUGACGCGGUAAAAGAAACGAAGGAAGCAUUCAAGGUGGAAUACCUUACGACCAAAGCGAGAGAGUAUCUUGACAGAGCCGAGAAGGUGAAGAAAUUGAUCAGUACGAGGAAAUUAGCUGGAAUAUACACAGAAAUGAUUAAAAUUGAGGAUGGAUCGAUGGGGUAUGGCUACGCAAGUGUCUUCGGCAGAUUCUUGGAUGGUACCGUCACUUCAAUUGACAUCGAAGAUCCAUAUAUACGAGUCUUCCACCAGUGUCAGAAUCUAGUCAGACUAUGUGAGCUGGCAGUUCAAAAGUGCUGUGCACUGUCCAAGAUAUCCCUGCUUACGACUUACAAUAAAGAAGCUGGCCAAGUCUCCAGAUUGGCUGAGCUGAAAGAAAGUUUGGCGUCUCGUAAUAUUUCUUUUCAUUUCUCUUUCUCCGAGACGUUACACGACAGACAAAUUACACUGAGCAACGGAUGGGUGAUAAAAAUCGGGCGUGGAUUGGACUAUUUUAAAACGCCGGAAGGUAAAUUCGUUCUUGGUUCGUGCGAUCUAGAAUUAAGACCCUGCCAGGAGACUACUGUACACAUUCUUCAUCAAAACAAUCUUAUCGUGGACGGAGGACCAUCAAAAUAGGACAUAAUUAAUAUAAUAAGAUAAUGGUUAAUUAUUGAUUUACAUUUUCUUUAUGAAUGUAUAUUAUGGCACAUUUUUUUAGUACGUGACAAAAAAAAAACAUUUACAUUUUUACAAUACGCACCUCUUGCAAUAUGAUGCGCGUCAAGAGUUAUAUAUAUAUAUUUAACAAAGAUACUUAUUUUCUUCACAUUAUUUUUUUACAAU
Messenger RNA from Acromyrmex echinatior (Panamanian leafcutter ant), 1532 nucleotides. Its product is annotated as MIT domain-containing protein 1. The record is from RefSeq and is a predicted model, not a curated record. Lineage: Eukaryota; Metazoa; Arthropoda; Insecta; Hymenoptera; Formicidae.